UGCGGCCGCGGGGUCCCGAAGCCAGGCGGCAGCGGCAGGAGGGCGCCAGGGCCGUCGGGUGGGCUGAGGAGAAGCGUGCACCGGGCGGCCGGCGCUGGCUCCUGCGGGCGGGAGACCGGAGCGGAGGAGGGGGUCGCUGCGGCGCGGCAGUCCGCGCAGCUCCCGGGUCGGGGUCUCCUCCCGGCGCCUCGGUCGCCCGCGGGGCCCCGCUCCCCGCCCCCCGCGGUAUGUCUUGAUCUCGAGCAGCGGGUUUCAUGGGGCUCCUCAGGAUUAUGAUGCCGCCCAAGUUGCAGCUGCUGGCGGUGGUGGCCUUCGCGGUGGCGAUGCUCUUCUUGGAGAACCAGAUCCAGAAGCUGGAGGAGUCCCGGGCGAAGCUAGAAAGGGCAAUUGCAAGACAUGAAGUCCGGGAAAUUGAACAGCGACAUACAAUGGAUGGCCCUCGGCAAGAUGCAACUUUAGAUGAAGAAGAGGAUAUAGUCAUCAUUUAUAACAGAGUUCCCAAAACUGCAAGCACCUCCUUUACCAAUAUCGCCUAUGACUUGUGUGCAAAGAAUAGGUACCAUGUUCUUCACAUCAACACUACCAAAAAUAAUCCAGUAAUGUCACUGCAGGAUCAGGUACGCUUUGUAAAGAAUAUAACCACCUGGAACGAGAUGAAACCAGGGUUUUAUCAUGGACACAUUUCCUAUUUGGAUUUUGCAAAAUUCGGUGUGAAGAAGAAGCCGAUUUAUAUUAAUGUCAUCAGGGACCCUAUCGAGAGGCUAGUUUCCUACUAUUACUUUCUGAGGUUUGGAGAUGAUUACAGACCAGGAUUAAGGAGACGGAAACAAGGAGACAAAAAGACCUUCGAUGAGUGUGUGGCUGAGGGUGGCUCAGACUGUGCUCCGGAGAAGCUCUGGCUUCAGAUCCCAUUCUUCUGUGGCCACAGCUCAGAAUGCUGGAAUGUGGGAAGCAGAUGGGCUAUGGAUCAAGCUAAGUAUAACCUAGUUAAUGAGUACUUCCUGGUGGGAGUGACUGAAGAGCUGGAAGACUUCAUCAUGUUACUGGAGGCAGCCCUGCCCCGCUUUUUCCGGGGUGCCACAGACCUCUAUCGUACAGUAGGAAAGAAAUCCCACCUGAGGAAAACCACAGAGAAGAAACUGCCCACCAAGCAGACCAUCGCGAAGCUGCAGCAGUCCGACAUCUGGAAGAUGGAGAACGAGUUCUAUGAGUUCGCGCUGGAGCAGUUCCAGUUCAUCAGAGCCCACGCCGUCCGGGAGAAGGACGGGGACCUCUACGUCCUGGCCCAGAACUUUUUCUAUGAAAAGAUUUACCCGAAGUCGAACUGAGUGCGCGUGGCCAAAGCAGUGUUGAGCCUGAGCGCGGCUCCGCUGUCACCUCCUCCAGCCUCCCCAGCUGCUUUGCUGACACUGUGUCAGCCGCUCUCACUGGGCUGAGUUAGGAACAGACGGGAAUGUCAAGGAACCAGAUGCUGAGUGGGAGUCAGUGUUCUAAGGAGAGUUUAAGUUUAAGGCAUUGUUAUUUUUGUUACUUUGUUUUCAUUUUUGUGGUAGUUGUGAUCUCCUCCCAGUGAGGGGGAUCUUACAUCAUCUAAAAUACACACAUGCCGGUUUAGUCAGAAGGCUGAACACCGUUUCAGAAGAGGUUCUUGAUUCCCUUGCUUUUGAUAGUGCAUUUCUUCACCUUCUUUGGAUGAAGAUGAAUCUGUUUGACACUUCACCUUCUGGAGGUUUGUGUUGCACAGUUCUGCUGGAGAGUGCUAAUAACUGUUUGCCAGGGUCUGAUUUGUUUUUGUGAACCGUGCCUCACAAAAUUUAUUGGAAUGUUUGAUCAUGUUUUCUCAGAACUAUUUCUGCUGUAGUUGGGUUUGCCCGUAUUUAUGUAGGCUUUAUUUCAUUUUAUUUUUUGAAUGAUAAUUAGUGUUAAAGAAAUCAGCUUAAAACCAUGAAUAAUACUAUAAAAAGACAAAACAGUUCAAGCAGUAUUCCUGAUUCCUGUCCCCAGUAUCGAAUAUUGGGGCGGUAUUUCUAAGAAUGUUGACAACAUUAUCUGAGGCUUUCUUAAUGAUUUCCACAUAUUAAUAUCAAAAAGGUGAGUUUAGUAUUUGUUUCUCCAUGGCUUAUGUGUAACCCAGUACACUGAAGUAUCGGUGAUUCCAUAUGGCGACUCCAUCAGUGAGCUGUGAUCAGUGAGCUGUGAUGUGGGUAGGAUUUUCCUACUUCUGUACUUUUACCUGUAGACUAUUUUUACUAUGGUGCUUUAUAAUGUGUUUUAAAGCAUUGCAUUUACAAAAGAAAAAAGGAAAAUGCUGUAAAUAUUGCAUAUUUUAUGUAUUUGGACCAAAAAGUUACAAGAAAGUAGACAAAAGUGGUUUUGCACCGAUUUUAUUAUGUCGAGUAAAGUCAUCAGACCUCCUAUUCUUGUAUUUCUCCUUUAACUUUACUGUUGUGAUGUCACCGAGCUAAUGAGCUAGUGUAGCCUUUCAAUUUUGAUAGAGAACAUCACUCACCCCUGAGGCGGCAGUAGUGAUAUUGGAAAGAGUAUUAGACGGCGUGAGCAUUUGAUUUCCGGUUCCAGCCUGCUGUGGCCCCCUCACAGGGCUGUUGUGAGGACUAAGGUGGCAUGGUGAGAGCACUUUGGAACUGUCAGGCGGUGGUUGAAUGGAAGUGUCUCACUAACACAUAGUUUCAUACUACCCAUUCUUUUAACAACAAAAAGGGAAAAUCCACUUUUAAGCUUUAUGAGAAAAAAAAACUUUAUCUUGAUAUAAAUUUGUGUUUGAUAAAUCUCCUCUCAGUGUUUUAUCUUCCAUGUUUCAGCGACUGUUGAAAUGUGAAUACCUGUGAACUCUAGUGACUCAGGAUCUUCAGAAGCUGAGGAGGAGGAAAAACCUUCUGCAAACGUGAAAGAUGUUCCUGUUUUCACUUGACCUUGUCAUUCACAAAUGGCGGCUAUUUUACACCUCUGGUUUUUAAAGUGUGUUUUGUAGAGCUUAAUUUCCUAUUCAUUCUUCACCUUCUCCCUCUUCAGAUUCAGAAUUUAGAUUCCUCUCAGACUUUUCUAAUGGAGUAAUUAUUUAUAUGUUUAGUCUAACUAUUUCUGAACAGGACCUCAUCAAACAAAGCGUUUUCGACAGAGGCUUUAAAGGUUAUUUAUUGUGUAAUAAAAGGAGCAAAGGACACUGCGUAUCGGAAAGCACUUACAGAGACUAAAGGGAGGACAGUGUCACCCUGCCCCCAAUAUGAAAAUACUAAGAGAACAUAGCAGCAUUUCCCCUUGCCUCUCUAUCCCCACUUCCCAUUGGAAGUUUCUAGGGAUCCGCUAAAAACAAGUUGGCUUUUUGCCCAAAGCCACUUCUAGGCAGGCAUUUGGCUGUUGAGUAAAUCUGAGGUUGUUCUUGGGAGUCAAAGCAAAAAUCUUUUAGGUAAUUAGGGUAGCACUUAGUACACUAGCUGGCAUUCCAUAAACUGUUCUUGUAAAAGACUGGAGUAAAUAUGUCAGCUGUCUGUCACAGCCACUCAACUCUCAUUGUUGCAAAGAAGCUUCACAGACAAUAUAAGACCAAUGACCAUGAUUAUAGCCCAGUUAAACCUUAAUUUACAAAAUGGACAACAUGCUAGAUACAGGCCAUGAGCUGCAGGCCCAUGCACUGUAAGGAAUCAUCACGGAGAAGCCAUGUCUGUGUCUGAACCAAGUGCCCCAGUGAGUUUCUCUACAACCCAAAGCUCUCAGAUUGUGACCCAAGAACUGCUUUCUGACUUAGUUUCUCCCGUGGCUUCCAUUUUAUAUAUAUCGCUUCCAGGUGACCAUAUUUUCCCAAUUUACCAGGUCAAAAUCAGAACAUUAUUUCUUUUUGGAGUGAGUGGGUUCAAAGUGUCCUUUCCAAGGACUGAGAAAGGGGUAGAUUUACUUCUGUUUGAUUCAGUAUAGUCCUAGGAGUCUGAGUCCUUAGAGUAUAUAACUUUAUAAUCAAAUAAAUAGAACCACUGAGACAAUGUGUAUUUUUUAAACGUGGCAAAUGUGCUUUUCCUUUUUUUUUUAGCCUUUGUGUUUUUUCAGUAAUUUGACCAUAGGGAGAUUGUUUUUAUAUGAUAGUAAAACAAAUUAACAACUUUGAAUUUUGAAGAUAAUGUAUAUGUGUAUAUGUAUCUAUAUAUCUACGUUUAUUUCCUACAAGACGAGAGGUAGCUUUGUGUUCAACUUGUACCAACUGUUUUCUUAUUGCUGUGAAUGGCAACUGUUGAUAAAUCAUUGUGUUUUAAAAUGUGGUGGGGAGGAUUUAUUUUGAUUUUUACCCGCUUUAAUCUGUAAAGUGUCACUUAAAUAUAACUGAUAGCAACACUUGCA
Messenger RNA from Peromyscus californicus insignis, 4347 nucleotides. RefSeq names its product heparan sulfate 2-O-sulfotransferase 1 (gene Hs2st1). The record is from RefSeq and is a predicted model, not a curated record. Gene Ontology annotation, cellular component: membrane. NCBI's taxonomy places the organism in Eukaryota, Metazoa, Chordata, Mammalia, Rodentia, Cricetidae. Gene Ontology annotation, molecular function: heparan sulfate 2-sulfotransferase activity. The transcript is spliced from 7 exons. The coding region runs from base 255 to 1328 and encodes 357 amino acids.